AUGGCAAGGGAGACCUUCCCCUUCACCUCCUCCACCCUGCGCUCUCUCCGCCUGCAGCGGGAGUGGCUGGAAUGGGAGGACCGGCGGCGGGCUGCAGCCCAGCAGUGCCAGAGCCAAAGGUGCCCCCCAAGUUCCCGGGCCCAACUCACUAGGCCGCGCCGCUCCUGCCGGGACCCAGCUGUGCACAAUGCCCUGUUCUCCGGUGACCUGCAACAGAUCCAAGCCCUGUUCCAAGAUGAAGACGCUGCCAACAUGAUUGUGGAGACAGUGAGCAACCAGCUGGCCUGGUCAGCUGAACAGGGGUUCUGGGUGCUGACCCCCAAAGCCAAGCAUACGGCACCGCUCACCAUCGCUGCUGCCCGAGGCUACACCGACUGCGCCCGCUACCUGAUCCGGCAGGGAGCUGAGCUGGACGCCCGGGUUGGGGGCCGGGCCGCCUUGCACGAGGCCUGUGCCCGGGCCCAGUCCGACUGUGUGCGGUUGCUGCUGACCUUCGGCGCCAAGGUCAAUGUGUUGUCUGAGGAAGGCACGACCCCCUUGCACCUCUGCACAACCCCUGAGUCCUUACAGUGCGCCAAGCAGCUGCUGGAGGCGGGAGCAACCGUGAACUUGGCGGUGCAGGACAGCGAGGUGACGCCCCUGCACGUGGCGGCGGCACGAGGCCUGGAGCAGCACGUGGCUCUCUACCUGGAGCACGGCGCCGAUGUGAACCUGCGCACCAGCCAGGGCGAGACGGCCCUGAACGCCGCGUGCGCGGGGGCCGAGGGCCCGGGCAGCAGUCGGAAGCACCAGGCCGCCGCGCGCCGGCUCCUGAAAGCCGGGGCAGAUGCCCGGGCAGCAGGGCGCAAGCGCCACACGCCGCUGCACAACGCCUGUGCCAACGGCUGCGGGGGCCUGGCCGAGCUGCUGCUGCACCACGGGGCCUGCGCCGCAGUUCCCAACGGGGCGGGCCACACGCCCAUGGACUGCGCGCUGCAGGCCGUCCAGGACGCCCCCAACUGGGAGCCCGAGAUUCUCUUUGCUGCGCUGCUGGACUAUGGGGCCCAGCCUGUGCGCCCUGAGAUGCUGAGACACUGUGCCAACUUCCCUCGAGCCUUGGAAGUCCUGCUUAAUGCCUACCCUUGUGUUCCAUCCUGUGAUACCUGGGUUGAGGCAGUGCUUCCAGAGCUGUGGCAGGAGCACGAAGCCUUCUACAGCUCGGCCCUGUGCAUGGUGAAUCAGCCGAGGCGGCUGCAGCACCUGGCCCGGCUGGCCGUACGCGCUCAGCUGGGUAGCCGCUGCCGACAGGCUGCCGCCCGCCUCCCCCUGCCCCCGCUCCUCAGGGACUACCUGCUGCUGCGUGUGGACGGGUGUAUCCAGUGA
Molecule: messenger RNA, 1362 nt
Organism: Mesoplodon densirostris (Blainville's beaked whale)
Lineage: Eukaryota; Metazoa; Chordata; Mammalia; Artiodactyla; Ziphiidae
Gene: ASB16
Product: ankyrin repeat and SOCS box containing 16
Exons: 5
Coding region: 1-1362 (453 amino acids)
Biological process (GO): negative regulation of delayed rectifier potassium channel activity; neuronal action potential; intracellular signal transduction
Cellular component (GO): axon initial segment; synapse; membrane
Molecular function (GO): transmembrane transporter binding
Source: RefSeq, a predicted model, not a curated record